UCUCAUCCAUUUGCUUCAUUCCUUGCUCGGAAACAGCUUCCUACAUGGAUGUCUUCAAGGACACGAAGAGAUAUAGACUGGGAGGAGGAGGAGGAGGAGGAGAGCAGAUCGAUAGCGUCAACAUGGCCAAUGUGCUGAUGCUUCUAUCUCAAGGAGGAGGAGGAAGUGGUGGCGGGGCGGAAAAGAGAGAUCACUCGGGGCGGGUGUUCGAGUGCAAGACAUGCAACCGGCAGUUCCCAUCCUUCCAAGCGCUGGGAGGCCACCGAGCGAGCCACAAGAAGCCGAGGCUGGGCGGCGACGGCCAUGGCCAGGCGCAGGGCGGGGCUGCCAAGCCGAGGGUCCACGAGUGCUCCAUCUGCGGGCUCGAGUUCGCCAUCGGACAGGCCUUGGGUGGUCAUAUGAGGCGGCACAGGACCACGGCCGAAGGAUUCGGGCAUGGCCUCACGGAGAAGCCGCCGGGCGACCGCAGAGGGACGCUAUUGGACCUGAACCUACCGCCUUUGGAGACUGAUCUUAAGCUUGGUUUAGGAUUGGAGAUCGUAGAUAAGAUUCCAAUGGUGGGUUGUGGACAUUGAUCGAUCAGGCUUGGUUCUUCUUUUUUGCUCUUCCUCUUCAAUUUGCGACUUAGUUAGUAUGCAACAAACACUUGGCACAAACUACGUUCACAUUCUAUUUAUGUUAGGGCAGAUUCUUGAGAGAGAGAGGACACACGCACAGGACUAUGUACAGAAUCACACCAUGGUAUUAAUACAUUUUGUUUUUUUUUUUGA
Molecule: messenger RNA, 770 nt
Organism: Musa acuminata AAA Group (dessert banana)
Lineage: Eukaryota; Viridiplantae; Streptophyta; Magnoliopsida; Zingiberales; Musaceae
Product: zinc finger protein ZAT12
Exons: 1
Coding region: 45-575 (176 amino acids)
Source: RefSeq, a predicted model, not a curated record